This is a messenger RNA of Ipomoea triloba (trilobed morning glory), 2603 nucleotides long. RefSeq names its product protein CNGC15b-like. Lineage: Eukaryota; Viridiplantae; Streptophyta; Magnoliopsida; Solanales; Convolvulaceae. The transcript has 7 exons. Gene Ontology annotation, molecular function: voltage-gated potassium channel activity. Gene Ontology annotation, biological process: potassium ion transport; transmembrane transport. The coding region runs from base 355 to 2469 and encodes 704 amino acids. The record is from RefSeq and is a predicted model, not a curated record. Gene Ontology annotation, cellular component: membrane.
CUCAACAUUAUCAAACAGAUCCGCAUCUUUGUCUUCUUUGCUUUAUUGAGACAAUCCAAAGACAAACCAACCAAAAUUAGAAACAGUAGACUUCCUGUCAAGAAUCCUUAAACACAAACAGAUUUUGUCCUUUCAUAAUAUUUAGCCUUUGGUCAGUUUGAAAGUCUGAGGGAACUUAUCCCUUUUGACCUCACAACAUUCAACCAACAGAUGGUGAUAAAAUUGUUUUCCAAGAAAUUACAAACUUCAAGCUCAGAGCUGAAACAUACCUUCAUCUGUUCUCUAGCACUCAGCAUUUCCCCAUUAUAUAGCCUUCCAUUUUAUUCACUGCAAACUGAAUUACUCUAAUGCAUAAUGGCUCUUGACAGUAUCAAAUCUGUACGAUUUAGAGAUGAGCUGGUUGAAACUGCAGAAGAGGGGAAGUUUAACGUCUCUGCCUCCAUGAAAAACAAGGAGCAGAAGACUGAAUUGGAACCAGCGAGAAAGGCCUUCCAGAAGAAGAAGCUUUCACGAGUCUUUUCAGAGGACUAUGAAGCAGUGCAGAGGAAUAUAUUUGAUCCUCGCGGAACCAGCCUUAGCCUAUGGAAUAAGUUAUUCCUCUUAGCAUGCCUUGCUUCUCUUUUUGUUGACCCUCUGUUCUUUUAUCUACCGAGCAUUGAUGAGGACGAGAUGUGCCUGGCUGCAAGUCAUCCCCUCGAGAUAGUCCUCACAGUAACUCGAUCAGCAAUAGAUGCAUUCUAUGUCAUCCAGAUUUUUGUUAGGUUCAGAACAGCUUAUGUAGCGCCUUCCUCUCGAGUUUAUGGGAGAGGAGAGCUCGUCAUUGACUCUAAAAGGAUUGCAUCCCGGUAUUUCUCUAAGGACUUGUGGUUCGACUUGUUAGCUGCUCUUCCUCUUCCACAGGUCUUGAUUUGGGCUGCAAUCCCAUCUAUGAGAGGCUCAAACAGAAUCUCAGCCAAACAUGCGCUUCGCCUCACUAUAAUGUUUCAAUUCCUACUGAGAUUGUAUCUCAUUUUCCCUCUGUCAUCUAAAAUCAUCAAGACCACUGGUGUCAUGGUGGAAGCUGUGUGGGCUGGGGCAGCAUGCAACUUACUCCUCUAUAUGCUGGCAAGUCAUGUCAUUGGUUCCUGUUGGUACCUUUUGGGUGUUGAAAGGCAAGAACAGUGUUGGAAAAAGGUUUGUGAUGAGCAAAAGCCAAAUUGCCAGUACUGGUACUUUGAUUGCAGAUGGAGGCAUGAAGGCAGAAGAGUGGGGUGGUAUGAGUCAAGCAACAUCUCCACAUUAUGUGGCCCUGACAGUGACUUCUACUACUUUGGGAUUUAUGGUGAUAUUAUGAGCUUUGGAGUCGGGCAGGCGUCGUUCUUGGACAAGUACUCUUACUGCCUCCGCUGGGGGCUCAGGAACCUCAGCUCUCUUGGGCAGAAUCUCACCACAGGUGCCUACAUUGGAGAAAACAACUUUGCCAUUGUUGUUGCAAUUCUGGGAUUGGUUCUUUUCGCCUUACUUAUCGGGAAUAUGCAAACACACCUUCAGUCUGCCACUCUGAGGCUAGAAGAGUGGAGGGUGAAGAGGACAGAUGCAGAAGAGUGGAUGCACCACCGGCAGCUCCCACACGAGCUGAAGGACCGCGUGCGCAGAUAUCAUCUGCAUAAAUGGGUGACCACACGAGGCGUUGAUGAAGAAGCCAUUGUCAGAGGCCUUCCUUUGGAUCUCAGACGAGACAUCAAACGCCAUCUCUGUCUUGGUCUGGUUCGACGUGUUGCCCUAUUUGAUCAGAUGGAUGAGUGCAUUCUGGAUGCAAUCUGUGAGAGGCUAAAGCCGGUGCUAUUCACACCAGGAACUCGCCUUCUGCGCGAGGGAGAUCCUGUGAGCGAAAUGCUGUUCAUCAUUCGUGGCCGCCUGGAGUCUUACACCACAGAUGGAGGGCGAAGCGGGUUCUUCAACUCGUGCAGGCUUGGGCCAUGUGAUUUCUGCGGAGAAGAGCUGCUGACUUGGGCUCUAGACCCGCACCCCAGCGUGAUCCUCCCUUCGUCUUCGCGCACAGUCACAGCGCUGACAGAAACAGAAGCAUUCGCGCUGGUUGCAGACGACCUGAGAUUCGUUGCAUCGCAGUUCAGGAAGCUGCACAGCAAGCAGCUGAGGCACACCUUCAGAUUCUACUCGCACCAGUGGAGGACCUGGGCUGCAUGCUUCAUACAAGCAGCCUGGUUUCGCUACAAGAAACGGAAAGACCUGGCAGCACUCAAUGCCAGGGAGACACCACCUGCAGUUUCUUCUGUUCCUGAAACCGCCAAGAAUGAACGUCGUUCUCAGUCUUUGGGUGGUAAAAAGGCGUCGGAGUUGGGCAUGUAUGCUGCAGUUCUUGCAGCGAGCUCAAGAAUGGGUAGUAGUAGCAGCAGCAGGAGGAGCUCGCUUGAUAUCCUCAACUCAUUACAGAAGCCUGUGGAACCAGAUUUCUCAGCUGAUAGAUAGAUAGAUGAUAGCCUAAGGAAAUGGAAAGAAAAAAACCUUUACAGGGUGUUUAGUUGUGAAAAAGGAAUUAGGGGGGAAAAGAAUUGUAAUUCGGUGGAAUUGCAAUUCAAUGAAUAAAGUAGUAAUUGAAAUUA